CGGCAGGCAGUGGGAGUGCCAGCUGCUGCCUGCGAGCAUUGUUUGGUGGCUCUCUCCUGUCCCAGCUCAGCAGCGGCUGUGGCCUUCCUCCUGCAGACAUCUCCCCUGGGAUGGGCCCUGUGUGCCUCCCUUCACCCUCUUGUCUGUCCUUAACUUGCUGCUUUGCAGAAUCCCCCGAGGGCCUGUGCAGCAGCCUCUGGAGGACCGGAUCUUCGCCCCAGCAGUCUCCGCUGUGUACAGCACAGUUACGCAAGUUGCAAGACAGCCGGGGGGGCCUGCCCCCUCCCCUUACUCUGCGCAUGAACUCAGCAAGGGGCACCCAGCCCUUGCUGCAACACCCCCUGGACACGCAUCUUCUCCUGGGCUCACCCAGCAGCCAGGAGGGAGGAGGGAGAGAAGCUUCCCACCCCACCCAAGAGCCAGCAGUCUUUUUGAAGAUCCAAGGGAACUGGUGCAAAGGAUUCUGGGAUGUGGGAUGGCCCCUUACCCCUCUGGACAGAACACAGCGCCGACCACCCUGGUCUACCCGCAGGCCCCUCAGACGAUGAGCACGCAGCCUCAAACACGCUCUCCGUUUGCAGCGGGGCCUCGACCUGCCCAUCACCAGUUUUUCCAGCGACCUCCAAUACAGCCUCCUAGAGCAACCCUUCAGAACAGCAACCCUUCCCUUCGUCCUGGGGCACAAACGCCAGCAGCUGUCUAUCAAACCAAUCAGCACAUCAUGAUGGUGAACCACCUGCCAAUGCCCUAUCCGAUGCCUCAAGGCCCCCAGUACUGUAUCCCACAGUAUCGUCACAGCGGCCCUCCCUACGUGGGGCCUCCGCAACAGUACCCUGUGCAGCCACCAGGGCCGGGCCCGUUUUAUCCAGGACCGGGGCCUGGAGAGUUUCCCAAUGCCUACGGAGCACCUUUCUAUCCAAGUCAGCCGGUGUAUCAGUCAGCACCCAUCAUAGUGCCUACGCAGCAGCAGCAGCAGCAACAGCAGCCCCUCCCACCCACCAAGCGGGAGAAGAAAACGAUUCGCAUCCGGGACCCAAACCAAGGGGGCAAAGACAUAACAGAAGAAAUUAUGUCUGGCGGAGGUAGCAGAAACCCUACACCUCCGACUGUUCGGCCCACAUCGACACCCACUCCCCCACAGCAGCUGUCCAGCCAGGUCCCAGAGCACAGCCUCACGGCCUACGGGACUGCAGAUACCUCUCCUCUUGUUGGCAGCAUCCCCGUCACUGCAGCUGGCGACCUGAAGCAAGAAGAGAAGCCUAAAGCAGAUCCAGUAUUAAAAUCUCCUUCCCCUGCCCUCAGACCAGAACCUAGUGGAGAGAGAAAAGACCCAGCAGGCCUGGCAGACGAGAGCCCUGCCUCCCCAGAGACCUCCCCAGAGCCUCCUCUGGCUGCUUUGCCCUCCCCAGUCGCAGUACUGGCUGCUUCUGCACCUGGUAAACCUUCGUUUGCAGCAGACUUUGAGGACCAAUGUGAACUUGCUUCCUCCAAAGUGGAAGCCACACUUCUUCUCGGGGCAGCCCCCUGUGGGGAAACACCUGCCAGUCCCCCUGCAGAGGAGAGCAGCACAGACAUCUGCAGAGAGCCCAGACGAGUGGUCCUGAGUGAGAGCCACGUAACUGCUUGCACCAGUCUAACGAACGAACUUAAUGGAGUCAGCGAUCGGGUGACUGUGACUGAUGGUGUUGUAGAGCAAGAGGGAGCCACAGGAGGGAGCUCCCAGGAGGGAGCUCCCCCGAUGGUGGAGCCGGAAGCCCCGGAAGCUGCUCAGGCCGAAGUGGAAAGCGUGCCUGCACCUUCAGCCCCUGCAGUUCUUCCUGCUCCUCCCUCUCCGCCUCCCAGCCCUCCCCUCUCCGUUGCUGCCAGCCCUCCUCCUACCCCUUCCCCGCUCCCGGGUGCCCUCCCUGCUCUCCAGGGAGACUUGGAAGGAGAGGAGAUCACAAGAACUGUCCUCUGCGAAGAAGACGACACACCAGAAGCUCUAGGGAGAGAGGAGCCAGACGCAGCAGCAGAGAGUCAUCCCGAGGAGAACGCCUCCGAGUCUUGGGAGGGCCUGAACGCAAGGAAGGGCCAUGGGCCAGCCCAACCAGCUGUAACUGCACCAAAGACGUGGAAGAAACCAAAAGACCGGAGCCAAGCCGUUGAGGAGGUGGAGGCUGAGUCCAAGCCGCCUCAAGUGGAAGAGGAGCGGAGAGCCGAGCUAAGACUUGAAGAAUCUGAGCAAGAGGCAGUGAGUCAUGGGAGAGACUCCCCCUUUGACCUUAAAAUAGCAAAAGUCGUGGAAGAAAACGGGGAACAGGAAGGGGGUGAGCCCAUCCGCAAUGGCGCUGAGAAUGUUUUGGAGGGGGAAGGAGGCGACGGGCAAGCAGGCUGCCUUGACAGUCCGAGCGAAGGUCCACCUUGCCAGUAUAAGCCAGAGCAGUGGAAGCCCCUGGACUCCAACGGGAAGAAGCAGUAUGACCGGGAGUUCCUCCUGGACUUCCAGUUCAUGCCUGCCUGCAUUCAGAAGCCAGAGGGAUUGCCACCCAUCAGCGAGGUUGUCCUUGACAAGAUCAAUCAGCCAAAGCUGACUCUCCGAACGUUGGAUCCUCGCAUCUUGGCACGGGGUCCAGAUUUCACACCAGCGUUUGCUGAUUUUGGUAGACAGAUCCCUGGUGGACGGGCGGCAGCCGCAAGUGCCUGCAAAGUGCAGCCCCCUCCUGGCCUCCAGUCUCUUGCUCGGUGUGGCACCCCAGCCUGCCCUUUGUUGGUCUCUCACCCACCCCUGCGGAACCUGUCGAUAGGGCUGUUGAAUGUUGGGCCACGGAGAUCUCAGCCUGGUCAGAGGCGAGAGCCCCGAAAGAUCAUCACGGUUUGCGUCAAAGAGGACAUCCACCUGAAGAAAUCCGAGAAUGCCUGGAAGCCCAGCCUGAAACGUGAGACGCAGCCAGAAGACCCCGAGAGCAUCAAGACCCAGGAGCUGUUCCGCAAAGUGCGAAGUAUCUUGAACAAGCUGACCCCGCAGAUGUUCAAUCAGCUAAUGAAGCAAGUGACCGAUCUAACUGUGGACACAGAAGAAAGGCUGAAAGGCAUCAUUGACCUGGUGUUUGAGAAGGCGAUUGAUGAGCCCAGCUUCUCUGUGGCCUAUGCGAACAUGUGUCGAUGUCUUGUCACGCUAAAAGUGCCCAUGGCAGAGAAGCCUGGAAGCACCGUCAAUUUCCGCAAGUUGCUGCUGAAUCGCUGCCAGAAGGAAUUUGAAAAGGACAAAGCUGACGAUGAUGUCUUUGAGAAAAAGCAGAAGGAGCUGGAAGCUGCCACCACGCCGGAGGAGAGGACACGGCUUCACGAUGAGCUGGAGGAGGCCAAGGACAAGGCCCGCCGGCGCUCCAUUGGCAACAUCAAGUUCAUUGGAGAGCUCUUCAAGCUGAAGAUGCUGACGGAGGCCAUCAUGCACGACUGCGUGGUGAAGCUGCUGAAGAACCACGACGAGGAGUCCUUGGAGUGCCUCUGCCGCCUCUUGACCACCAUUGGCAAAGACUUGGACUUUGAGAAAGCCAAGCCUCGAAUGGAUCAGUAUUUCAACCAAAUGGAGAAGAUAGUGAAAGAGAGGAAAACUUCAUCUAGGAUCCGGUUCAUGCUUCAAGAUGUCAUAGACCUCAGGCAGUGUAACUGGGUAUCACGAAGGGCAGAUCAAGGCCCCAAGACAAUAGAACAGAUCCAUAAAGAAGCAAAAAUUGAAGAGCAGGAGGAGCAACGGAAAGUCCAGCAGUUGAUGACCAAAGAGAAGAGGAGGCCUGGAGGAGUCCAGAGGGUGGAGGAUGGGGGCUGGAACACUGUGCAAGGGGCGAAGAACAGCCGUGUUCUGGACCCCACCAAGUUCCUUAAAAUCACAAAGCCCACAAUUGAUGAAAAGAUCCAGCUUGUGCCUAAAGCCCAGCUGGGCAGCUGGGGAAAAGGCAGCAGUGGCGGAGCGAAGGUCAGCGAGAUUGAUUCCCUACGACCAAGUGCCACUAGUUUGAACCGCUUCUCUGCACUGCAGCCUCCCGUGUCAUCCGUGUCAGCGUCUGUCACCUCGUCAGAAUUGGACUCUCGCCGGGCCUUAACCAGUCGUGGGAGCUCGGGCAGGGAGAAGAAUGACAAGCUGCUGCCCUCUUCUGUUUCCCGGCCCGGCACCUUCCUGCGGGGCAGCAGCAGCAAAGAACUCCUCCUGGACAACCAAGCUCAAGAGGAGCAGCGGCGGGAGAUGCUGGAGACAGUGAAACAGUUAACUGGUGGCCUGGAGAGUGACCGGAACAGCACGGAGGCAGACCGGAGCAAAGUCAAGGAAGUGGCCAAAGUUGAGAUUCCCACCUACCCUGCCCAAGACAGCAAGCCUGCCCUGUCAGACGAGGAAGUGGAGAGAAAGUGCAGAUCAAUCAUUGAUGAAUUCUUGCACAUUAACGACUACAAGGAAGCAAUGCAGUGUGUGGAGGAGCUGAACGUUCCGGAUGUGCUGCCUGUCUUCGUGCAAGUGGGAGUGGAAUCCACCCUUGAGAGGAGCCAGAUCACCAGAGAUCACAUGGGCCAGUUGCUGUAUCAGCUGGUGCAGUCAGAAAAACUAAGCAAGGAGGACUUCUUCAAGGGGUUUUCAGACACUUUGGAGACCGCAGAUGACAUGGCUAUUGAUAUCCCACACAUCUGGUUGUACUUGGCUGAGCUAGUGACCCCCAUGUUAAAAGAAGGAGGGAUCUCUAUGCGAGAACUUCUGACAGAAUUUAGCAAGCCUCUGCUUCCAGUCGGAAGAGCCGGGAUCUUACUUUCCGAAAUGCUGCACCUUCUAUGCAAACAAAUGAGCCAUAAGAAAGUGGCAGCCUUGUGGAGGGAGGCUGGCCUCAGCUGGAAAGACUUCUUACCAGAAGGAGAAGAGGUCCAGGCAUUUCUCAUGGAGCAGAAGUUGGACUUCACAGAGACUGACAGUUCCGGUUCCUCAGAAGCACUUUCAAAGAAAGAACUCUCUGCUGAAGAGCUGAACAAACAGCUGGAGAAACUCAUUAUGGAGGACAAGGCGAACGACGAGCAGAUCUUUGACUGGGUAGAGGCAAAUCUAGAUGAAAGCCAGAUGAGUUCACCGACAUUCCUUAGAGCUUUAAUGACAGCAGUUUGUAAAGCAGCUAUUAUAGUGGAUAGUUCUAGCUUACGAGUGGACACUGCUGUUAUCAAGCAGAGAGUGCCGAUCUUACUUAAGUACCUAGGCUCGGACACGGAGAAGGAACUACAAGCACUUUACGCACUACAAGCAUCAAUAGUAAAACUUGAUCAGCCUCCUAAUUUGUUACGGAUGUUUUUCGAUUGCCUGUACGAUGAGGAAGUGAUAUCAGAGGAUGCCUUCUACAAAUGGGAAAGCAGCAAAGACCCAGCAGAGCAGAAUGGGAAAGGUGUAGCGCUUAAAUCAGUCACGGCCUUCUUUACGUGGCUUCGGGAAGCCGAAGAGGAGUCGGAGGAUAAUUAAAACUGAAUACAAAAAAAAAAACAAUUUAAGUAUUUUUUUUUAACAAAGGUUCAUGUCUUCGCCAAUCACAGUGCAGCAAGGCCAAUUCUCGCGCAGAACCCCCCCCCCCUUCUCCCGCAUGUGCACGAGCGGGAGAGGAAAAAAUAGAUGUAAACGCAAAAGGUGAUCAUGGAGGACGGAAAACUACUUGAAAAUUCAAGUCCACUUCAAACCUGAGGGCAGGAGCACUAAACCAAAAUACAUCUAUUAUUUAUAGAAAAUAUUUUCUGUUUUAAUCUUUUUCCUUUUUAAACAAGGACUCAUACUUUAAAAAGAAACAAAUCUGUUUAGGAAAAAAAGUGGGAACUUUUAAUUUAUUAUUCUAAGGACUGCAAAUGUCAGUGUAAUUUUUAAAUUUGCAGUUUCUGUAACAAAUUGUAAAAUAGACAAAAAAGCAGAGAAAUAAAUUUCCCUCCCUUGCAGAUCCACCUCAGUUUUGUUUCAGAGCACGGUAGCUGUGUAAUAAAUCCUCAAGGGGGUUGGGAAUGAGCUAGCGGAGGGGAGGAACUCUUCACAAAUGGCCACCAGACCUUUCUGCCCGCCUCUGAGCUUGCUUCCAAAAAAAAGAACAAAAAGAACAAAGCGUGACAUUGGAACCGAAGGAGCGAGUUUGAAAAACCAGCUGUGGACCAGACUGCUUGGGAUACCUGGCUGAGUGCAAACAAGUGCUGCCCUGGAGAAGGAGGAAUUAGUAGCAGUCCUUUCAGAACCUCUAGUGCAACUUUACAGCUUGUAAAUACAUAGAACAAAUAUUUAAAAAAGAAAGAAAUUGACUCCAUACUAUUUCUUUUCAUUUUCAAAUUAUAAAGAACAAAAUAAAGACAACCUUGCAAGUUUAAAA
Molecule: messenger RNA, 6347 nt
Organism: Sphaerodactylus townsendi
Lineage: Eukaryota; Metazoa; Chordata; Lepidosauria; Squamata; Sphaerodactylidae
Gene: EIF4G3
Product: eukaryotic translation initiation factor 4 gamma 3
Exons: 35
Coding region: 476-5467 (1663 amino acids)
Cellular component (GO): eukaryotic translation initiation factor 4F complex
Molecular function (GO): mRNA binding; protein binding; translation initiation factor activity
Source: RefSeq, a predicted model, not a curated record